AUGUCAGAUAGAAGCAACGAACCUACCCAGAACUCUGGACAGCCGUUUAACUUUGCCGCCUCAUUCCGCGAGACUGACCCACCAAACCCCAAUUGGCAACUGAGGCAGGGCCUCCCAGACCAUGUCGAACCUGGAAAGUCGUGGAAAGCAGAAGAAGAGAAAGGCUGGAAGACUUGGAACCUCUCAGACAUAUCGUCAAGGGAGAUAUAUCCUUUAUUGACUUCAUGCAUCGUGCCUCGCCCCAUCGCGCUUGUGUCCAGCACGUCUUCCAAUGGGAUACCUAACCUUGCUCCCUACUUUUCGAUGGUCGCGCACAAUCCGCCGUUAUUGAGCAUUUCCUUCUCUCAUUCUCCGCGGACUGGGAAGUCAAAAGAUACCAAAGAAAAUAUACUCGCGACAAAACAGUUUACCGUAAGCAUCGUCAGCGAACCAUUCAUAGAAGCAGCAAAUAUCACAACUGUCGACGCCCCUGCUGAUAUCGACGAGUGGGACAUCAGUGGUCUAACCAGAUCUGCCAGCGCAAGUCCAUUCCGUUUAGCAGCCGCAGCACUUAUAGACGUGAGGCCCCCAUGGGUCAAAGAAAGUGCCAUCAGUUUUGAAUGCGAGUUGUUCCAUUCCUACGAGAUUCGUCCGCCCAAUUCGGACGAGGUCACGAACACAUUGGUCUUGGGUCUCAUAAAGCGGACACAUAUUAGAGAGUCCGUUUUGACUGCAAGCGGUACCGUUGAUCCCGCUAAGCUUCGGGCCGUGUCGCGCUUAGGCGGUGAUAUGUACGCGAGGAUCGGUGAAGGUUUCGAACUUUCCAGGCCACCUUGGACAGUGAUACGAAGUCAAGUCACGUCUGAAACUGAGUAGGAAGUCUGUUGCACUAUAGCGGAUACGAGCUCGCAUUGAUAGAAGGGUCCGCAUGUUCAUAUCAGUUUGCAUUUGGAAGGUUUCAGGUCGAGGGAUGCGAACGUUUCGAAGAUGCCGAGACAACGUUCCUUUGCGUAACCAUCAACCACUGAGAAGAGUCACGGAUAUGGAAUGCGUGUCAAUGGACCUGAUCUUUGUAGCGAA
Suillus discolor is the source of this 1059-nucleotide messenger RNA. RefSeq lists its product as uncharacterized. The transcript has 6 exons. Gene Ontology annotation, molecular function: FMN binding. The record is from RefSeq and is a predicted model, not a curated record. Lineage: Eukaryota; Fungi; Basidiomycota; Agaricomycetes; Boletales; Suillaceae. Bases 1 to 855 code for a protein of 284 amino acids.